AUGCAAAGACGCGGCCACAGGGGAAAUUACCCCGGCCGGGUAACCGGGUAUCCGGGUAAUUCGUCCCUGUCCCGUCUUACCCUACACGACACGUCAAACCUCCUUAGUGAUUCUGACGGAAUCGGAUGGAUUUAUUUGGAAGGCUUCGAAAUCAUAACGGGUUUAGAUGUGAGGAGUCUGAUGUGUGUGAAUAUUAAAGGGGUCGUGUUAUUUUGA
Danaus chrysippus (African queen) is the source of this 216-nucleotide messenger RNA. The record is from the annotation of a GenBank genome assembly. Lineage: Eukaryota; Metazoa; Arthropoda; Insecta; Lepidoptera; Nymphalidae.